AUGCAGGCCGAAAUGAUAAGCACCUGUGAGUUACGGUACCGCCGGCGAAGAGACCGAUUUGGACACCGCGAUCUGCACCUCCUGUUUCCGGUUGUUUCACUGAGGCUCGCUCGCUCGCUCGCUCGUAUCUGCGUGCCCACCAAAUUUAGGGUGGUACCUGCUCGCCUCGGCUACAGUGGUAUAGGAACGCUCUUCACCCAUCAGCAAGUCGAUCGCCUCGUGACCCUUGGAGCACGCGAGCUUCUUCCGAAAAUCAUUCUCAUCUCGAGCUCUCAUUGGGUCACGGCAAUCAAAGGUUGCGACAGAUGCCCCACAUUUACUAUUCGAUAUAUAAUAAGAUCGACGGACAGUCGUUCCCUCCGAAGCCUUCCCACAUCAGCAACCAUGUCUCUCCACGCCUUCUCAGCCUGGGCCGCCCUUCUGGCCUCCCUGCUCCUCCUGGCAGGACAAGGAUCUACCUCCCCCAUUCAGGCCCUGGAUGCUCGCAACAACGGCAAGCAGCCAUCGUUCUACGGCGCUGCUUCGCAGGGCAACACUCCCGAAUACAAAGUCAAGGGCAAGCACGGAGCUGUCUCUUCCGAAGUCGAUGUCUGCUCCAACAUCGGCGCCCAACUCCUGCAGCAAGGAGGCUCUGCCGUCGAUUCCAUCAUCGGAACAGCCCUCUGCGUUGGCUCGAUCGCCUCGUAUCACUCCGGCCUCGGCGGCGGUGGCCACGCCCUCCUGCGCUCUCCCUACGCAGCAGAUGCCAACACCAACAGGAAACGUAGCAAUGAGAACGAUGCACGGAGCAAGUCGGCGAGCUACAUCCACGUAGACUUCCGCGAGGUGUUCCCUGCAGCUGCAACCGAGGACAUGUACUCGAACAAUCCGGUCAAGAACGCAUCGCUGUAUGGAGGCUUGGCUGUUGGCGUACCUGGAGAGCCCAAGGCAUGGUGGGAUCUCCACCAGAAGUACGGCAAGCUCCCGUGGUCCAAGGUGUUCGAACCGGCCAUCACGCUCAACAGACGAGGGUUCAAGGUGACAGCAGAGCUGAGCAAGGCAUUGAACUCGACACAGUACCCCUUCCUGUGUAAUGACAAGCGAUGGUCCAGGUUCUACUGUCCCAACGGCAAGCUUGCUCAGCUCGGCGAUACUAUCAAGAAGGAGCGACUCGCCGAGACUUUUGAGCUCAUAGCAAGGAACGGCAUUCAGCCUUACUACCACGGAUCGAUUGCCGACGAUAUCGUCGACACGAUCGCCAACAACAACGUCCUCAAAGGCAUCAUGACCAAACAGGAUCUCGCCAAUUACCGGGUCGAGUACCGAACACCUCACAACGUCACCCUACGCGGGGGAAAGUAUCGCCUGUUCGGAACCAAGGCACCUUCGUCCGGAUCCGUGGUUCUUUCCACACUGCAGACCACUGACCAAUUCCGUGCUGACGGACAAGAGGAUCUGAACAACGUCAAUGUUUCGACGCAUCGUUUCAUCGAAGCCAACAAAUUCUCGUACGGUCAACGAACCAACUAUGGCGAUCCGGCCUUUGUCAAGAACGUCACGCGUUUGGAGAGCGAGUACCUCGAGCUCGACGUGAGCAAGGAGAACAAGAACAAGAUCAACGACUCGCGAAUUUUCCCCAUGGACUACUACAUCCCGAGCAACAAGAACACCCAGAUCAUGUCUGACCACGGCACCUCGGCUAUCACUGUGGUCGACGCGGACGGUAUGGCCAUUUCCCUGACUACCACCGUCAACACCUUCUGGGGAAGCCAGCUCAUGACCGCGCACGGGUUCCCUCUGAACAACGAACUCGACGACGCCAGCUCGCCCGGCCAAACAAACUUCUUCGGGUACCUUCCGACUCCCGCCAACUACAUCAAACCUGGAAAGCGACCGUUGUCAUCGAUCUCGGCGGUCAUUGCCGAGAACGCGCAUACUGGUGAGCUCAAGCUAAGCUUGAGCUCGGCUGGAGGUUCGCGCAUCAUCACAGCCGUUACGCAGGUUGCGUACGACGUACUGUUCAAGGGACAAGAUGCUCAGACGGCGUUGGCCGAAGCGAGAUGGCACGAUCAGCUCAGUCCGAACUCCACCACGCUCGAGAGUCCGGCUCCUACUAUUCCUGGGUUCGUCGGUUUCAGCAACCAAACCGCGGCUUUCCUGGAGAGUGUAGGACACAACGUUUCGUUUGUGCCCAUCGGUAGCUCGACUGCUCAGGCAGUGGAGAGGUUCGACGAUGGUGUGCUUUUGGCCGCUACCGAGGUCAGACAGCUCGCUGCAAAGGGUGCCGCUUUCUGA
Pseudozyma hubeiensis SY62 is the source of this 2274-nucleotide messenger RNA. Its product is annotated as gamma-glutamyltranspeptidase. Gene Ontology annotation, molecular function: glutathione gamma-glutamate hydrolase. Gene Ontology annotation, biological process: glutathione catabolic process. The transcript has a single exon. Lineage: Eukaryota; Fungi; Basidiomycota; Ustilaginomycetes; Ustilaginales; Ustilaginaceae. Gene Ontology annotation, cellular component: plasma membrane. The record is from RefSeq and is a predicted model, not a curated record. Bases 1 to 2274 code for a protein of 757 amino acids.